Messenger RNA from Platichthys flesus (European flounder), 3734 nucleotides. RefSeq names its product von Willebrand factor A domain containing 11 (gene vwa11). Bases 290 to 3091 code for a protein of 933 amino acids. The transcript has 17 exons. NCBI's taxonomy places the organism in Eukaryota, Metazoa, Chordata, Actinopteri, Pleuronectiformes, Pleuronectidae. The record is from RefSeq and is a predicted model, not a curated record.
UGUAACUGUGAAUGAGAUAAAUUAGGACUGCCUGAAUUUCAUAUAAUCUGGCACAAAUCUCUAUGAUCCGCUGAUUAACUGAUUUGAUUUCGAUAGUCAAAGUUCACGGUGGAUUCAAAAUACAUCUUUUCAUCAGUUGUCACUUGGACUGAAAAAUAAAUUGAUUACAUUAGAGUGGGCACUGCUUGGCAGAGUUAUACACCCGCAAUGUGGUAAUUCUAGUUUAUACAUGGCUUAAUUUAACAAAACGACAAUAACAGCAUUUCCCAUUGACUGAUCAAGCCUGAUUAUGACCUUCUCUGAUUACAGAUUAAUCAUGAGGUCAGUGCUUCGAGUAGCACUGCUCGGCUUGGCCCUGUUAGCAAGUUCCACUGUGGCCUUUCUCUCCGGCGGGAGUGGAAUCUCCUCUCAUGUCAACAUUACUGGAACGGCUCUGUUGCAAGAAGUGACCAAGGCUUGUCGGAUAGUAAUCGAGGAAGCCGGACACCAGUUCAAACCCACGGGUUCCUCUCCUGAAGAGCUGGUUCAGGCCUGUCUCGGACCCACAGCGACAGGACAAGUGUCAGGAGCCAAGUUUCGCUCUGCACUUCAAGAAAUCUACACCCAGAAUGGACUGGUAGACCGUGACUUUGUCAACAGUGCUCCACACCACUUCAACUCAGAGGCAUUCCUAGAGGGUCGUGGCCUUAUCACAGAGGGCAUGGUGGCCAUUAAGGCGAACAUUCGCAAGGAGAACUUCCAGGCUGCCAGAGAAACACUGGGAAGCAUCCUUCACACACUACAGGACUUUUACAGCCACAGUAACUGGGUGGAGCUGGGACACAGCGAGCCGUACAUCAACCUCAUACGUCCAGAUCUGCCACUUGAAAACCUGGCAGAUUUGUACACCGCGACCUGCAGUGACUGUGAAAAGGGAAAUUGCCCCAACUCCAUCCUCCCCAGCAUCCAACGAGAAAUGAAACUCACAUCAGGCUACUUGGGAGUCUUCUAUGCAUCCAAGCCUCAAGGUAAAUGUAGUCAUGGAGGUGCAAGUGACCUGACCAGCAAUAUAGUUCCCCGCGGUGGCAUCAACAAAUGUGAGCGACGCUUUGACAACGUGGGCCUCCACAAUACUGCUGUGAAUAUAGCCACAUCUGCAAGUGUCCAGCUACUGGAGAACCUCCGCUUAGCUGUCGGGGAUAAAGAAUUCCUUAGAUUGAUGGGCAUUGCCCGCUCAGCUGUUUUAUGCUUUGUUGUUGACACCACCGGCAGUAUGUCUGAUGAUAUCAUUGAAGCCAGGGCGGUUGUCAACGAAUUGAUUGACAGCAAAAAAGGAACGCAGGAUGAACCCUCCGAGUACAUCCUGGUGCCCUUCAAUGACCCUGAUUUUGGACCCAUGAUUAGAACAACAGACCCUGAAAAGAUGAAAGAAGAAAUCGCGAAACUCAAACCACAGGGAGGGGGCGAUGUCCCUGAGAUGUGUCUGUCAGGAAUUCAGUUGGCUCUGACUGGCGCUCCAUCCGGCUCCCACAUCUAUGUUUUCACUGAUGCUGAAGCCAAAGACAUCGAACUCAAGGACACAAUUACUGCCCUCAUCAGGCACACCAAGUCAACGGUGACAUUCUUCAUGACUAGCUUAGGUCGAAGGCGCCGUCGCUCCACCGCAACUGAAGCCUUCGAACAAUACAAGAACCUGUCUCUGGCCUCUGGAGGCCAAGCCAUCCUGGUGUCUAAGAAUCAGCUGCCCCAGGCCACAAGCAUCAUCCGUGAUACAUCUACUUCAGCUCUGGUGACUAUUCUUCAGAGAGCAGUGAACCCUGGCAAGAAGGAGACCUUCCUCUUCAUGGUGGACGAAUCUAUUAAAAACGUCACCAUCUACAUCACAGAAGCUAUCGUUUUCUCCCUGACCAACCCUGCAGGUGUGAGCCAGUCCAACUCGGAGGCCAGUGGUAAACUGGGGAACAUUCAGACAGUUGGCAACCUGAGGAGGAUUCGUCUCAAUGAUGACCACAGCGCAGGAACCUGGAAGGUCCUAAUAAACAGCCUGGAACCAUACACAGUUAAAAUCACAGGUCAGAGUAUCAUCACGUUUAUCUAUGACUUUGUGGAGAUGUUCAAGGGACCUCACCCAGGUUAUGCAGUGCUGAGUGGGCGUCCACAAGCAGGCCAGCCUUCCACCCUGCUGCUUUCAGUAGUGGGAAAGAAAGGACCUUCCUCCUUGACUGUGGGAAACAUUGGCCUGGUAACUUUGUCUGGACUUGAGGCUGUAAACAUCAGCAAAAUGAAAGACAUGGGCAAUGGAAACAUCCUGGUGACUGUUGAUGAGGUCCCGGAGGGGGAGUUUUUGGUCGUUCUGACCGGAAAAGACACAGAGUCAAAAAGUGAAUUCAUGAGGCAGUCCACCACCGCGAUGUCCGUGUCCAAAGUAAACAUCCAGGCUGUGGCGUCCAGCAACGUGGAGCCAGGAAAACCGUUAGAGCUUCCAUUCAAUAUAAUGACCCAGGGCGCUGGAGGUAUCUUCUCCAUCAUUGCCAAGAAUGACAGAGACUUCCCCAUGACCUACCCAAAAAGCCUCAGCUUGACAACCGGAGGAAACAUCAAUGAUACGUUAACCAUUACGCCACCAGCCCGCACACCAUCAGGCACUGAUGUCACUCUGACUAUAGAGGCCAGAUCAUCCAAUGGUGUCGACUCCAAUUAUGUUAUUCUCAGAUUGUCUGUCGUUAACAAGAUUACAGAUUUUGUUCCGCCUGUGUGUGAAGUGGUUGAGGUGCUGGCUAAAGACUGCCCUGAAGAUGUGUCUGACUGUGGACCUUUCCAAUGGGAGUACUCUGCCAACAUUACUGACGGAAAUGGCACUGGGAUAGAUAGCAUAUCCCUGCGAAAGGGUAAUGGAACCCUAACACAUACCCCCCUGGAGAAUACCAUCAUCCAAGCAAAAUACAUAGCCUCCUGCUGCUCACAGAUCGUUGAGUUCAUAGCUGUAGAUGAUGUUGGCAAUGUGGGGAAGUGCUAUCACUCAAUUGCUCGUUCUGGUGGCCCGCCUGCUGCAACUUUCUCACUGUCACUGUGGUUUUGCCUGCUAGUGUCUGCCUUUAUUGUGAGAACCUAAAGGCUUCAGUACAGGUGGCUCAGUGUUUUGUGUUUGUUCGCUGCAGGUAUCGGAUGCAGUGGUUAUCAUUAUCCCAAAUAAGUUACAACAAGGUGCCUGUCAUAGUGGGAAACUUUCGGCUGGUGAUGGUCAUCGUAAAAUACUUAAAUAAAACACGACAACUGAUAAAGGAAGUAUUUAUCAACCACUUCUUAUAAAAUGUUUACUUUGAGAAACACUUAGUUGUACUGCAAAUAAUAAUAAUGUUUUUGCAAUAAAAUGUUUCUGGCAAGUGUUCGGUUGCAGUGUGGUCGGUGUAGUGAAGCCAAGCACCUAAGAUUUACCCAUUAAAAUGUUUAAAUUGCUUUCUUGUAACAUAUCUUGCAAAUUGCUCAAAUAGAUAUCAUAUAGGGGAAUUAGGAAAAAAUUCUGUUGAUAAUCUGAGUUAGUAUAAGCAUCAUUAUAGCCGAAUUUAUCACGAGACAUGGACGUACAGCAAAUAAUUUUCUAUGGACACAAUUGAAUGUAAUAAAAAUUGUAUUCAUUGCCCAAAGGCAAUAAAGUUUUUCAAGGGGAAGCUGUUUAAUGCACAUCAUAAAGUUGGAGUGCUGUUGUAAGACUUUCUUUCCUUUAAAUAAAAUUGGGAUCUCAUUGCCAAGAAUGA